Schistosoma haematobium is the source of this 2977-nucleotide messenger RNA. RefSeq lists its product as uncharacterized. The record is from RefSeq and is a predicted model, not a curated record. The transcript is spliced from 5 exons. Gene Ontology annotation, cellular component: plasma membrane; cell-cell junction. Gene Ontology annotation, biological process: regulation of neurotransmitter secretion. Bases 900 to 1436 code for a protein of 178 amino acids. NCBI's taxonomy places the organism in Eukaryota, Metazoa, Platyhelminthes, Trematoda, Strigeidida, Schistosomatidae. Gene Ontology annotation, molecular function: signaling receptor binding.
ACUUGUUAUACAAAUAGUAAAUUAUGAUUGCUUCAUAUAUACAGUACAAGAAGCUGAAAUCAACUAUAGAAUGGAUAACGAUGAUGAUUAUCAUUAUUCAUUGCAUUUAUGGAAGUAUAUUAGUCAAUUCACUACUUAUUUUACAAGAUUAAGUAUUUAACUUGUAAGAAAUACAAUAUAUUGUACUAUAUAAUAUGCCUACUGGUAAGCUGUAAACUUAAGCACAUAUAUUAUGUCUUUCAUGUCACUUUCUUUUCUCCAAUAAACUUUUAAAGCGUGAACAGAUAGCAGAAGUUAGGAAGUUCAUCAAAAUCAUCAAGCAUUUACGGUAAAUGAGGGUAGGUAUAUAGAAUAUAUUUAUGACCCUGAAAUUCUAGAAUCUUCUGUUAAACAUAAUGAAAUCGGUGAUAAGAUUAAACAGUGAUCCCAUGAGAACAAAAAAAAAACCAUAAUUAUUCGUGGAAAAGAUUUGUAGCUUAGGUGGAUGAUUUUGAUGGAGUUUUGUUCUGGUAGAAUUUUGUGCUGAUGAUGUCGUUCAGAAGAACGAUGACAGCUCCGCGACCAAACCAACCAGCUCAGACAACGAAACCCCAUCGAAAGCAUAGCCAAUUGUUUGCUAGAUUUCUAAAACGUAUUAUUUAGGCAAAAUGUGUAAAGUAUUUCCAUUUGAUUCGGAAAACUUUCAAAGAAUACAAUCAAGCGCUCAAAAUACGUACAUUUACCAACUAAGUUUUUUUCAUCAAACCAAUUUUACUUACUUAUGAGUAAUAAAGAUAUUUUAUACUUAAUUUUCUUUUCACCAUUCCUACUCAAAGCGUAAUGCUCGUGGAAAUGUGAGUUUGAAAAUUAUUCCCAGUUAUAGAACACAUCCAUUACAAUGUGAAAUCUAUGUUCGUGCAAUGUUUGAUUAUAGUCCUGAAACUGAUGAUUUAAUACCAUGUACUCAAGCUGGUAUACAUUUUCAUAUUGGUGAUAUAUUACAAAUUAUUAGUAAAGAUGAUCAUAAUUGGUGGCAAGCUCGUUUAUGGGGUUCGGAUUGUCAAGCACCAGCGGGUUUAAUUCCUAGUCCAGAACUUCAAGAAUGGCGUAUGGCAAAUAAAGCAGCUGAAUUAUCACGUGAAAUGGGUAUUACACAUUGUGGUGCAUGGUUUAAACGUCGUAAACGUCAUUUUAAAGAUAAAUACAAAAAUAAACAUUCAGCUAUUUAUGAUCAAUUAGAUUUAGUUACUUAUGAAGAAGUUGUCAGAUUACCACAAUUUCGUCGUAGAACAUUAGUAUUACUUGGUGCACAUGGUGUUGGACGACGUCAUAUUAAAAAUUGUUUAAUUCAAUCAUCACCUGAUAAAUUUGCAUAUCCUAUUCCUCAUACAACUCGUACACCACGUAAAGAUGAAGUGAAUGGAAAAAUUAUUAUUUUAUUUCACAUGAUGAAAUGAUACGUGAUAUUGCUAAUAAUGAAUACUUAGAAUAUGGUUCACAUGAAGGAGCAAUGUAUGGUACAAAAUUGGAUACAAUAAGACAAAUACAUGCAACUAGUUUAAUUGCUAUAUUGGAUGUUGAACCACAAGCAUUGAAAAUAUUACGUACUGCGGAAUUUGCUCCAUGUAUUGUAUUUAUUGCAGCUCCAACUCUCACUAAUAUCACUAAUGGACAGAAUAAUAGUAACAAUAAUGGUAAUGAUAAUGACGAAAGUCUUGAAAGAUUAACACGUGAUAGUGCAUUAUUAGAACAACAUUAUAGUCAUUUUUUCGACUUAAAAAUUAUUAACAAUGAUAUUGAAGAAACAAUUAUUCAACUUAAACGUGUAAUAGAUGACUUUCAAAUUACUCCACAAUGGAUACCAGUAACAUGGGUCUAUUAAUUAUGAUUCAUUUAAUCAUGAUUACACAAUGUUGUGAAUAAUGUUACAAUUGGACAAAAUGGUUUUGUUUCUUUCAACUUCUCGUUAUUCUUAUUAUCAAUUGGAUGGUUACUUUGCAUAGAAUGUGCUUUCUUCUAUUUAAAUUCGUUUCUUUCUCUCUCCUCCCUCUCUCUCUCUGUGUGUGUGUGCAUCUAUUCAGUUACAUCUUGUUUUUUUAACCUUUUAACCUUUCCCUUUGCUACUAUUCUUUCAUAGUAUCUCUGUUCUUUCCCAACCAACCCCUUAUUCACAUUUUAGUUUUUUCUUAACUACGUAAUUCUGAUUCCUCAUCGUAUUCAUAUCAUUAUCUUUCUUGUUUAUCCAUGUUCAAAAUCAAAGGAAAUGUUUUCAUUUUGUAGAGAUGAUCAAACAGAAAACUCCACCUAGUCAAUUAUAAUUUCUAAUCCAUCAUCGUUAUUCCAUUGCAUUUCUCUGUAUAUAUAAUAUAGUAGUCAUCUAAAAGAUGCUAUUGCUUCUUUUACUUUUGUUGUUGUUGUUGUUAGUGUUGGUGUAUUGUUUAUUGACUUACUAAAUCAGUAUUAAGUAGUAUUGAAAUCUUUUGUCGCACAAUUUACUUCACGUGAUCAAUCGUAAUUUUAAUUCAUUGAACCUUGAUCAUAACAUGAUCAUUAUGUUAAUAGUUAAUUCUGUUUUUUUGUUUGUUUUUCGGUUUUAACUUUUGUUUGAUGGUGUUUGUUUUCUUUUUUUAAAUUAUCAAGUUCUACUUUCAGUUAAUAAUUUUUUUCUGUCUGUAUUUACUUUAAAUAAGAAUAAAACUAAGUUUCAGUUGAAAUGAAUAUCUCCUCAAUGAUGGUCAGAGAUGUUGUUUUCUAAUUUUAAAGCUUAUUCAACUAACUUACAUAAUUUAUCAUCCUACUUUUUCAAAUGUUGGAGAAGAUUUACAGCUCAGUUGAAUGCUUCAACAUGAAGAGGUGGGAGCCGAUGAGAUUAUCUAGAACGACACGAUAUUCAAGGAUGCUCAGUAUUUAGAUUAUCUAACGAACGGGGCAAAACACCAGAAUAUAUGGGCAUUGUUAAAAUAAGUAUUUCUUGACUUGCAUAAAUCUAUGAUUUGAC